AUGCGUUCAUCUUCCGCGCUCGCAAUCGGCCUGGCGCCAUUGCUCGCGAAUGCCUACCUCAGCGGGUCUGUGGGCCCAACAACCUCUGCCGCUAGCAAGUCCAACAACAAGAUUUGCAACGUCUUGGACUACGGCGCCAAGGCCGACAAGUCGACUGAUAUUAGCUCGGCCAUCUCCUCCGCCUGGGAGGAGUGUAAGGACGGCGGUGUUGUAUAUAUUCCUUCGGGAGACUAUGCCUUUGCGUCGUGGCUGAAACUGUCCGGUGGAAGCAGCUGCGCUAUUCAGCUGGACGGUAUUCUCUACCGCACUGGCGAUGAGGAUGGAAACAUGCUCAUGAUCGAGCACACCAAGGACUUCGAGUUGUUCAGCUCUACCUCCAAGGGUGCGGUGCAAGGAUACGGGUACAAGUACCACAAGGAAGGAUCGAGCAGUGGGGCGCGCAUUCUCCGACUGUAUGAUGUGACUGACUUCUCGGUCCACGACCUUGCGCUUGUCGAUGCCCCUAUGUUCCACUUCUCCAUGGACACUUGCGAGAAUGGAGAGGUUUACAACCUUGCUAUCCGUGGUGGUGACAAGGGUGGUUUGGAUGGUAUUGAUGUGUGGUCUACCAAUAUCUGGGUCCACGAUGUCGAGGUAACCAACAAAGACGAGUGCGUUACGGUCAAGAGCCCCUCCAAGAACAUUCUCGUCGAGAACAUCUACUGCAACUGGAGUGGCGGCUGUGCCAUGGGCUCCCUCAGCACCGAUGUCGAUAUCAGCGACAUCACUUACCGCAACGUCUAUACCUGGAACUCCAACCAGAUGUACAUGAUCAAGAGCAACGGAGGCAGCGGUAACGUCGAGAACGUCCUUCUUGAGAACUUCAUUGGCCACGGCAAUGCCUACUCUCUCGAUAUCGACGGUGCUUGGAGCAGCAUGAAGACAGUCUCCGGCGACGGCGUCCAGCUCACCAACGUCACUGCCAGGAACUGGAAGGGUACCGAGCAGUACGGUGCCCAGCGCGGCCCGAUCAAGGUCAAAUGUGCGUCCGGUGCUCCCUGCAAGGAGAUGGUCAUUGAGGACUUCGCCAUGUGGACCGAAAAGGGCGAUACCCAGGAUUACACCUGCGAGAACGCCUACGGCUCCGGCGCGUGCCUGAAGGACGGUGACGACUACAGUGCGUACACCACCACGCAGACCAUCAAGUCCGCGCCUUCUGGAUACUCUGCUGCCAGCAUGGCCUCUGAUUUGGCCACUGCAUUCGGUACCGCCUCUGAGAUCCCCAUUCCCACGAUCCCGACCUCGUUCUACCCCGGCGCGACCCCUGUCUCCGCGCUUGCUGGUGCUCAGGCGACUUCUUCCUAA
This is a messenger RNA of Penicillium olsonii, 1344 nucleotides long. Lineage: Eukaryota; Fungi; Ascomycota; Eurotiomycetes; Eurotiales; Aspergillaceae. The record is from the annotation of a GenBank genome assembly.